Molecule: messenger RNA, 1068 nt
Organism: Mesorhabditis spiculigera
Lineage: Eukaryota; Metazoa; Nematoda; Chromadorea; Rhabditida; Rhabditidae
Source: the annotation of a GenBank genome assembly
AUGGCCCCGUUGAGAGUGACGAUUGUGGGCUCUGGCAAUUGGGGUUCGGCCAUUGCACGGAUCGUCGGCGCCACCACGAAGCAGAACCCCGGCGACUUCGACACCAUCGUCAAGAUGUGGGUCUUCGAGGAGAUGGUGGACGGGCGCAAGCUGUCGGAGAUCAUCAACGAGACGCACGAGAACGUCAAGUACCUGCCGGGCAAAAUCCUACCGGAAAACGUGGUGGCCGUCCCGGACCUCGUCGAGUCGUGCCGCGAGGCCAACAUCCUGAUCUUUGUCGUACCCCAUCAGUUCGUCGCCCGCAUCUGCUCGCAGCUCAAGGACAAUCUCAAGGCCGAGGGUGGCGUCCAGGCCGUCUCGCUGAUCAAGGGUGUCUCGGUGCGCAAGGAGGGUGGCUUGAAGCUGAUCUCGGAGGAAAUUACGGAUGCGCUCAACAUCCCGUGCUACGCCCUGAUGGGCGCGAAUUUGGCCCCGGAAGUCGCUUCGGACAACUUCUGUGAGGCCACCAUCGGCUGCAAUGACAAGAAGGAUGGCCCGAUCCUCAAGAAGCUCUUCCACACCCCGAAUUUCCGCAUCAGCGUCGUUGACGAUGGGCACACCGUCGAGCUGUGCGGCGCGUUGAAGAACAUUGUCGCGUGCGCUGCCGGCUUCUCAGAUGGCCUGGGCUACGGUGAUAACACGAAGGCCGCGAUUAUUCGCCUUGGGCUGAUGGAGAUGACCAAGUUCGUCGAGCACUACUACCCAGGCUCCAACCUUCAAACGUUCUUCGAGUCUUGCGGCGUUGCUGACCUGAUCACCACCUGCUACGGCGGCCGCAACCGCCGUGUCUGUGAAGCUUUUGUCAAGUCCGGAAAGCCUCUGGCCGAGGUCGAGAAGGAGCUGCUGAACGGCCAAUCCGCACAAGGACCUCUGACCGCCGAAGAAGUCUAUCUGAUGAUGGAGAAGAGCGAUGGACUCCACGAAAAAUUCCCGCUCUUCACCGCCGUCCACCGAAUCUGCUCGGGUGCCUUGCAACCGAAGGACCUGAUCGACUGCCUGCGCGACCACCCCGAGCACAUGGGCGACUUC